Molecule: messenger RNA, 2688 nt
Organism: Anguilla rostrata (American eel)
Lineage: Eukaryota; Metazoa; Chordata; Actinopteri; Anguilliformes; Anguillidae
Exons: 9
Coding region: 160-1446 (428 amino acids)
Molecular function (GO): protein binding
Source: RefSeq, a predicted model, not a curated record
GGUCUGAUUUUAGAAUCAGAGGGUUUGCAGAGCAUACGCCCAAUAUCAGUAUUAGUAGGUCUAAUGUGUUGCGAAAUGAUAUCGACAGCUGAAUGUUUUGUUUCGUUUCGCUCAUAUCGCUUUCUCACAGAGGGACAGUAGUUCAACUAUUCUCUGAAAAUGUUUGCCUCCGCGUUUAUUCUCUCAUUACUGAUAUCACUGCAGCUUUCUUCUUCUUUGGGAAGCUGCAGCAGUCCUGUCUUCUCUGUCUGUUGGGUUCUAAACGUCAGCGCCUCCGCGAAGAGACCAGAUACCAAGAUAUGGCUGGACAGCAAUGAACUUACACCCAUAGGAAGUAAAGGCAAAAUGGUGUCGUUGAUGGUAACGACACUGGAUGUGCAUACAUUACGCGCGGAAUAUGACGGAAUCUCCUAUGUGUGGAACUUUUCAGUUGUUUCCGAUUCCAUCAAUGUGAGCAGUGCGCACAGAACUGCGUAUCUCCCCCCCAGCGGAAGUGGGGGCAGGUAUUUCAACUUGUAUGGAAGAAUGCCACGGGACUCCACUCUCCAUGCACUUAAUGAGCUGAAAAACCAUUGCUUGACCUGGGAAGCUCUCAAGGCAUUUCAGCCAAAUGAAGUGUUUCCCUGUGAAAACGACACUCAUUAUCUCUACCAAAAGGAGGACUUUAUCAUUGCACUUGGCCACACCCACCGCUUUCCACUGAGGGCGGAGUCUCGGGGUGCCUCCACGCUAUUGGUCUCCUGGCGAGGGAGCCCCCAUGUCCCCCCCGACCCCCUGCACAGAGUGGCGCUGUACCGGCCGGACCUGGACGGCCUGGCGGUCCUGUGCAACGAGACCACGCGCAGGGGGCACUACCGAUUCGCUGGCCUGGACGGCUGCCGGAGCUACGUGGCGUGUGUGGAGAUGGCGCUCGGCCCCGCGGUCCUGUGCCUCACCGCGCUCACCGGUAAGAGUGCGUCUGCCCCCCCCCCAGUCCUGUGCCUCACCGCGCUGACCGAUCCUGACGUGCCCAGGAACUUCAGGGUGACCGCUUGGGACAGCAACAGCGUGACCGUGGGAUGGGACUGCCCCCCGAGCGACCCCGCCUCGGGCCUCACCGGCUUCCUGCUCACGGUCUUCCACGUGGACGGCUCUGGCCACGUCCUGGAGGAGAGGAGCUUCAGACACACGCUGGGCAGCCCGGUGUUCACCGUGGGCAGCUUGCCUCCCUGUAGCAGGGUGCAGCUGGGGCUUCAGGUGGUGUGCCAGUCUGUGGGCCAGUCUACGGGCCAGUCUGUGGGCCAGUCUGUGGGCCAGUCUACGGGCCAGUCCCGCCUCAGCAGGAUGGUCCUCAGCGAUGGAAACUCUGGUAUAGCUACAGAGCGCCUGUGUCUGGCACCCACACCAUAUGACCAAAAGUAUCUGGACACCCCUUGUUCUGGGACUGUUCUUCAUGGUUUGGGCUAGGCCCAGUGACAGCAAAUCUUAAUGCUACAGCAUACAAUCACAUUCUGGAUGAUUCUAUGCUUUCCCAACGGUUUGAGAAUGGUGUGGAUGAACUUGACUGGCCUGCACAGAAACCUGACUGCAAGUCCAUCCAACACCUUUGGGAUUGGAAAGCCAACUGUGAGCCAGACCUAAUGGCCCAAUCAGUGCAAAUCCCUGCAGCAGUGCUCUGGUAUCUUGAAUAGGGCCUUCCCAGAAGAGUGGAAGUUGUUAUAGCAACAAAGCGUGGGCCAACUCCAUAUUAACAUCAAUUAUUUUGGAUAAGAUGUUGAAUGUCAGGUGUCCACAUACUUUUGGCCAUGUAUUGGUUGUGUGGUGUACAAUACAGUGCAGGCCAAAAGUAUUAGGCCAUCUGUGGGUUUAAAAAAUAAUAAUAAUUUUUUGAAAAAAACUUUAGGUAGAGCGGAAUUCAGUUAAUUUAUGGACAUUUAUUGAAUAAGGAACCAAAGUACAGACAUUUUCAAUUUCUACCUACAAUAACAACAACGAGUUUUACUUAAAACAACUUUUAAAACACAACUUUUCUCAAAAUAACCUCCUUUGGCUUUAAUUACAGUUAAAGAAAUUAUUGGAGGUCUGUCUAAUCUUUUUGGAGGCAGAGGAGUAAAAUUGUUAAAUUGACUGAAAUCUUAUCGAUGCGUUUUUUUUAAACCACAGGUAGCCUAAUACCAUUUGGCUUGUAGUGUAAGUGAAUUUGGCACUAAAGUUGUAAGAAAUAUGGCAAAGGAGGAGCAAGUUAGGCUUAGAUUUGCAGAGCCAAGUAAAUAUACUGUGUGUAUAUAUAUAUAUAUAUUAUUAUAUAUAUUAUAUAUAUAAUAUAUUGCCUUUACCAAACUUUCUUGGUCCAGUAUGGAUGGUGCUUGGCCCACUGGAGUCUUUUCUUGUUAAUAGGGAGCAGCAAGGGCUUUUUUGCAGAUACACAACAUUUUAGGCCAGCAGAUCAUAGCCACUGUUUCACUGGAAAAACUGGUGUGUCUCUUGUUGCAUUGAGCUUUUCCUGUAGUUGUGGUGCAGUUUUACUUUGCUAUUAACUUUAACAGUUUAUUUUGCUAUUUCUUGGUCUUCUGGUAAAAUAGCUGCCCAUCAGCUGGACCCUGCCGUGCAUGUACUGAACACUGCACCUGGAAAUCUUAAGCUUCUUUGCAAUUUCUUACUGGGAAUAACCUUUUUGCCACAAUAUGUUUACUUGGCCUGCACAUCUAA